AUGCCUUCGCAAAGGCAGUUGCGCACCCUCCUGGUGGGUGUGCUGAUUGGUGUCGUCUUCGUGUUGUUUUACACAUCUUCCUUGCGAGCGAACGAAGUCAAAGACGAGCGGACCAUCCAAGAUUUCUACCACAAGACGGUCAAUGGACUGAAACACAAACAACCGCCGGGCCAAGCGGUGCUGGAAGGGAAUAAGCCCAAGGCAGCUGGCCACGUGCCUGUUGACAAAGAUGCCGAUGGCGACGUUGACGCCGACGACGAGAAGCUCGCCAAGGAUAUGCAAGGACGCCUGAAGGCCGCCGAAGACAAGGCCAAGGAACUUGCCAACAAGAAAUCACCACUGAAGCCUGAUGCGCCUAGCGACGUCGUCGGAAAGGGCAACUCUGCUGCUGGACAAAAGAAGAAGGAAAAGACGGCCAAUGGCAAAGAAGUCUCCGAGACUGAAGAGGAGGAGAAGAAGAAGGACGAGAGCGAUGAGGAACAUGCUGUCGAGGUUGAGUUGAACUCCAUCUUGAAGAAGUCACCAGUCAUCAUCUUUUCCAAGUCUUACUGCCCGUACUCGAAGAAGGCCAAGGCAUUGUUGCUCGAAAAGUACUCGAUCGAGCCCACACCAUACGUUGUCGAACUGGAUAAGCAUCCUCUUGGCCCUCAGCUGCAGGCCUUCCUUGGCGAGAAGACUGGCCGGAAGACAGUUCCCAACAUCUUGGUAAAUAGUGUGAGCAUAGGUGGAGGCGACGAUGUCAUCGAGCUUGACAGCCAAAAGAAGUUGGUACCCAGGAUCAUUGACCUUGGGCAGAAGAAGGUGGAGAUGAAGGAACGGUCUGCCAACAGCCAGAAAAACAACUAG
This is a messenger RNA of Colletotrichum tamarilloi, 846 nucleotides long. Its product is annotated as glutaredoxin. The transcript has 2 exons. Lineage: Eukaryota; Fungi; Ascomycota; Sordariomycetes; Glomerellales; Glomerellaceae. Gene Ontology annotation, molecular function: glutathione disulfide oxidoreductase activity. Gene Ontology annotation, cellular component: Golgi lumen; cytoplasm; cis-Golgi network. Bases 1 to 846 code for a protein of 281 amino acids. The record is from RefSeq and is a predicted model, not a curated record. Gene Ontology annotation, biological process: cellular response to oxidative stress.